Molecule: messenger RNA, 4351 nt
Organism: Colossoma macropomum (tambaqui)
Lineage: Eukaryota; Metazoa; Chordata; Actinopteri; Characiformes; Serrasalmidae
Gene: ctc1
Product: CTS telomere maintenance complex component 1
Exons: 23
Coding region: 498-4343 (1281 amino acids)
Biological process (GO): positive regulation of DNA replication; telomere maintenance via telomere lengthening
Cellular component (GO): CST complex
Molecular function (GO): single-stranded DNA binding; telomeric repeat DNA binding
Source: RefSeq, a predicted model, not a curated record
CAUGCUUGUUUUGCUGGGCCCUCGUGCUUUCUAGUGAUAAACAGGUGGACCUUGAGGUGGAAAAUGUUGAGAACCCCUGAUGUAGAUUAGAUGUGUUGGCCAUUAAACCUGAUUCAGAUUCAGGUUCAGGAGACUGUACCGCGUGUGCGUGUGUGAUCUCCUCCAGUCCGGUAGGGGGCAGUAUGCAGGAUCGCUCCUCUAUGAGGAAAAUGAGGAGGAAGAAAAAGUUGUUUGGGCUGCUUUGAAGGUUUUAGCGCGAGCGCUCCGGUUUUAUUUGUCCGGUUUUGUUUGUAUUGGAAAUGAAUCAAAAUCCCGGCUCUGAAUCGAUUCAGUGAAGCUGAACUGGGCGGGUUCGUGUCCGAGCCUGUGCGGCUCUGAGUGGAGCUGAAGAGGAGGAGCUCAGUAAUGUCUCACUGUCGCAGUGACAGCAGGGACAGCAGUGAGUGCAGUGGGUGCAGUGGGUGCAGUGGAUGUUGUGGACGUUGUGAUUUAGAAGAAUGGAGGAGUUUACAGAGCGCUAUAAGGACUGCAGUCGAGUGGAGUGGGCGUGGCUGCAGGACCUGUACUCCGCGGUGAGGGACCGGCUGCACCCCGCUGUAGGAGCCUCUCUCAGGGUUCCUGUGGAGCAGCUGGCUGAGGCCGUGCUCCGGAGCGUGAGGAGAACCGUGGGCUCUCAGUCUUUACCGGUCAGCUACACGUUUGUGUCUGUUUCAGAGCUGCUGAGCAGGCAGCGCACGUCCUGCUGCAGCAGCCUCACCUGGAGCACCGGUCAGUACAGAGAACGGGCCGAGGAGGCGGAGCAAGCCGUGCCUAAUCACAAAGCCCUCCCACGCACCAACCUCCUCCUGAUCGGCCUUCUGUGUGAUGGACGCGCCUCGGGGCAGUGUGACGGGUUUUGGAGGGUGAGGGACGUAACUGGAAGCGUUCACUGCGAGGUGCUGAAGUCCUCCCCUCUCUGGCUGGGGAAGCUGAUGCUCUUCCCCACAUGGAACUACAUCUCCCAGGAUGCACCUGGACAGGAAUCGGGCUACUUAGAGCUUAUUGAAUCUCCUAUCUGUGUGAUCCCUGAACCAACAGCGUCUGACCCCACAGAGACUCUGAGUGAGGUCAUCGGGGUCAGAAAGGCGGCCAGGCUGCUGAGGCAGAAGGUCAGUGCAGGUGUGCGUGUAUGUGUGAGUGGAGAAGUGGGUGUGGUCUGCCCCCUGUUGGUCAUCGCUGGGAAAAGCUUCUUCUGCCUUAUUCUUGCUGAAGGGGAUUCCACUGUACCCAUACUGGUCACUGACCCUGAGUGUGUGUACUGGAGGCAGUGUGUGUGUGUGGGCCAGAGUGUGUGUGUUUCAGCGCUGCGUGUGUGUUCUGUCCGUGGGUGGGCGGGGCACAGAGUGCUGUCCGUCACGUCACAUUCCCGCCUCCAUCCAAACCCACACGCCCAGGAAGAUUCUGAAAACACACACUCACAAUCAGACUCGCGCACACACUCACAAUCAGACUCACAAUCAGACACACACACACACUCAGAACCUGACCCACACAGACCACAGUCACUGACAGACACACGCCUGCAGGAGGACACACACUCUGAAGGUGACCCGGCUCAGGGGGGCGCCGGUCCGGCAGACAGUGUUUAUCCAGUGAGGAGAAAACUCUCCAGAAUCAUCAGCUACAGGGGCCGGAUCUCCAGUGUCCUGAACGCGGAGGCGGGGCUUUAUGAGAUUGACAGGAAGGUGGGGCUGUGUUUAGCCUAUCAGCCGCUGAGGAAGUGGUGCAGCGGGUUAAGACCGGGGGCGGAGAUCGAGCUUCAGAACGUCCACUUCCUGUUCCGUCCGUCCCCGUUCUUUCCUGACGUCGUGCUGUGUGUGUGUCUGCGCUCCAGCGUGUGUGUGAUGGCCUUCAGUCCUCUGAGGUCAAAGGUCGCGACUCUGAGGUCAGACGGUCCGCUGCUGUGUUACCUGUUAGAGAGAAACCUGGGAGUAUCUGAGUUCCUGUGGCUGUGCUACUGCCACGCAGCGCUGACCGAGAGGCUGUGUCCGCGGUGGGUGUGUGAGGGCCGUGUGUGUGUGGUGGCUGGACGGUUGCUGCAGUUUGUUUUAGGAGAAGAGAAGAAGAGAAAGAAGAGAGACAUUUACAGAGAGAUGCUGCAGGACCCUCACAGCUGCCCCCUAACUGAGUACUGUGUGGGCAGUCCUAGUGUGUGUGUGUGGUCAGUGAGGGAGCUCUGUGAUUGGAUGGAGAAGGAGUCCUGGGAGUCUCUCUCUCUCUCCUCGCUCGUCCCCCCCUCGGCCCCCUAUCUGACCCAAGCUCAGCUCAACCCACUGCUCAGCUGGUCCACACACACGCUGCUGAUGCACUCUGGCUCCGCACACACUGACCGGCUGCUGGUGGGCGUUCUGGAGUUUAGUUCCAGCAGAGCAAGCGUGAGGCUGGUGGACCAGAGCGCCGCUGUGGAGUGUGUGUGUGUGGAGAACAACCAGUCAGAAGAUCAGUACACAGCCAUCAACACCGCCUGGACAGGUUGUCUGGUGUGUAUCCGGCGGUGUACUUUAGUGAUGGAGAGAUUCUUGAAGACGGAUUUCCCCUCCUGGAAACACCUGGACCAACACAGACACAUCUCACACAGACACUGCAGGGUUUAUAUCCAGGUGUGUAUGGAAGACCUGCACAUCCUCAGCCCCUCAGCCUCCAUGAGCACCAUCCUCUCUGAGCGAAGGAGGGAAGGAGGGAGGACAGCAGGUGUGAAAGAAGGACAGCAACGUGAUGGAAGGAGAGAAGAAGAAGAAGGAGUGAAGGAGGGCAUUCAGAUGGAUGAGUGCAGCGGUCAGUCAGCCCAGACUGGGAGGAUGAAGAGGAAGAGGGAAACAGAAGAGAGGAGAGAAAGAUGCAUCAAAAAGCCCAGAGACCACAGUAACCAUUGUGACGACCCAAGCGCGGUGGGGUCAGCGUCCGCGUCCUCUGACCCCUGCGUGUCGCUGCUGUUUCGCGUGGACAGUAAACAGGGUGUGGCCUUCAGGAACCUCCAGACGUCCAAUGAGACGCGAGGACUCAGGCUGAGUUUCGUCACCACGGUGACGUGCCUGGGAGACGUGCAGAGGUGGGACAGAGACCCCAAAAAUGGACGGGUGGAGGAGAGAGAGAGAGCAGGAGGAGAGAAGAAGAUGGAGCUGCAGUUUGUGGAUUCCUCAGUUCGGUGGUUCCCUCUGCUGCAGCCAGGAUCAGAGUACAGACUCAUCACACUACACACACAGGAUGUGAGUGUGUUGUGUGGCAGUAGUGUUCCUGUAAGGGGAGGAGUCACUCUCCUCAGUAGCCCCGCCCUCCUCAUUCAGCCUCAGUGGCGCAUACACACACUCACACAGUCACUGCUCUGUGCUCAGAUUCAGACCUUGAUGACCGUUUCUGAAGUUCUUCACUGCAGCUCUGAUGUCGUCUCCUUUUAUGGAAUUAUAUCCCAGCGAAUCACAUUACAGGAAGAAAGAGGGCAAACGUCCGCCGUCCAAUCACUGAUCAACGCCAAAGACGGGGUUGUGGAGCGGGAUCUGCGUGUGCGCCUGACGCUGCAGGACUCUGAAGCUCCAGAUCAGAGCCUCCAGGUUUAUCUGGAUCUUUCCCACACUCCCUACAUACCAGGACUCCUCGCCGGGGCAACAGUACUGCUGCACCACUUUCAGCGCAAAGUGUCUGUUGUGCGGAACGUGUACUGCUGCUCGCUGCCCAUAAGCUGUGUGACGGUCACUGGUUUCGGGUCACUUAAGCCCCGCCCUCCCCCUCCUAUGAUGCACCUGGGGCGAUGGGCGCCAGCCAGGGCUGAGCAGAGCAUCGUGGGUCGGGUCAGAGCUCACGUGGUCUGUGUCCUGUCUCUGCAGCUGAAGUGGGUGUGUUCUCUCUGCGGGAGCGUUUCCAAACAGGCUGUCUGCACGAGGAGCUGCCCUCCGUGUGACUCCACCACUGCAGUGUUCCAGGCGGAGGCAAAAGUGGCUGUAGAAGACGGUACCGGUGAGGCGCAGGUGUGGUUCUCCACGGAGACGGUUGCUGAGCUGUUGUCGCUGGCCGUGACUGAGUGGGAGGGAAUACAGAGGCAUGUCAGGGUCAAAGGUCAUCUCAGAGUGUACGCACGUGGCCGGAACAUGGUGUGUGAUGUGGACCCUGACGAUCCUCUGGUCCGGUAUCUCUGCGCUCUGUGUUCCAGCAGCACAGUCUGUCGCCAGCUCUGUCUCACCUGCUCACUGCGCUCGCACAGACCAGAGAAAGCUCAGCUGAGGAAAGUGAGCCGAGGAGAGAGAGAGUUCCUCACCAAGUUUCCACAGAGUCUUCAGCUGCACUGCACACACAUCCACACCUCACACUGACACACACA